This is a messenger RNA of Aricia agestis (brown argus), 1284 nucleotides long. It is a transcript of the gene Rpn10, whose product is annotated as 26S proteasome non-ATPase regulatory subunit 4. Gene Ontology annotation, molecular function: polyubiquitin modification-dependent protein binding. NCBI's taxonomy places the organism in Eukaryota, Metazoa, Arthropoda, Insecta, Lepidoptera, Lycaenidae. Bases 96 to 1202 code for a protein of 368 amino acids. Gene Ontology annotation, biological process: proteasome-mediated ubiquitin-dependent protein catabolic process. The record is from RefSeq and is a predicted model, not a curated record. The transcript has a single exon. Gene Ontology annotation, cellular component: proteasome regulatory particle, base subcomplex; cytosol; nucleus.
UCAUGUCAUUACGAAUGACAGUUCUGUAAAUUGGUAAAUUUCGUUGUUCCCUUGUGCAGUAUUUUCGUUACCUAGAAGCAAAUAAUUACAACAAAAUGGUUUUGGAGAGCACUAUGAUAUGUGUAGACAACAGCGAUUACAUGAGAAAUGGUGAUUUCCUUCCGACGAGGCUCCAAGCGCAGCAAGAUGCAGUCAACUUGGUAUGUCACUCUAAAACCCGAUCGAACCCUGAGAAUAACGUCGGCUUACUAACUCUAGCUAACGUCGAGGUGCUAGCCACUCUCACUAGCGACGUGGGAAGGAUACUGUCCAAGCUGCACCGCGUCCAGCCCAAUGGUGACAUUAACAUUCUAACAGGAAUUCGCAUCGCACACUUGGCUCUCAAACAUCGUCAGGGCAAGAACCACAAGAUGCGUAUUGUCGUCUUCGUCGGAUCCCCGAUCAACUCAGACGAGAAGGAAAUGGUGAAAUUGGCCAAAAGACUGAAAAAAGAGAAGGUAUCAUGUGAUGUUGUAUCAUUCGGGGAGGACUCUGAAAACAAUCCUUUGUUGACCUCAUUCGUCAAUACCUUAAACGGCAAGGAUAAUACAUCCGGUGGGAGCCACCUUGUGUCUGUACCGGCAGGGGGCUGUGUAGUGCUGUCAGAGGCUUUGAUUUCGAGUCCCAUUAUUGGUGGAGAUGGUGCUGGCCCAUCUGGCUCCGGUUUGUCGCCGUUCGAGUUCGGAGUAGAUCCCAAUGAAGACCCAGAGUUGGCUCUCGCUCUGAGGGUGUCCAUGGAGGAGCAGAGGCAAAGACAGGAGGAGGAGUCUCGACGACAGCAGGCUACCACUGAGGGAGAAACUCCCAAAGCCAGUGAAGGAGCCCAGGACACAGGAAUGGAGAGAGCCAUUGCAAUGUCCCUCGGUGAAGGCGAAGCUAUGGAGUUGUCUGAGGAGGAGCAGAUCGCUCUGGCCAUGCAAAUGAGCAUGCAGCAGGAGGCUCGUCAGGCUGAAGAGAGUAUGGAUGUCUCAGAGGAGUAUGCUGAAGUCAUGAACGACCCGGCUUUCCUUCAAAGUGUUUUGGAGAACCUUCCCGGCGUAGACCCCCAGAGUGAAGCUAUAAGAAAUGCUAUGUCCACCUUCAAAAAAGAUAAGGACGACAAAGACAAAGAAGAGAAGGAUAAGAAAGAAAAAGAUGGUUCUGGAAGUUCCAAGAAAAACUAACUUUUAAUUUUUUUAUUAUAUUAUACUUUGAACAUUAAGGGCCACAUUUGUAAUUGUCAAAUAAAGCUUAUUGAUAUAGCAA